AUGGUACGUUCUCUCCACACAGAUUUCAUUCAUAAAAUUCCAGCUCACUAUAAAAGGAGGCGCGCUCCACUAUCUGCAGCAAGUACAAUUCACGUGAAAGAACCCAGAAAAGUGAUGCACAGAGGUGAUAGAACAGCAGGACAGUAGAUAAUAGCUUAAAAUAUAGGAGGAAUAGUGAUUUGUUUUUCAUGCUUUAUUGAUAUAUAUAUAUUAUUUUUUUUAGAACACAUCAUCAUGUAUCCAGACUCGAGCCAAAACUACAAUGACUCGAGCUCGUCCAGCAGCAGCACGAGAAGCAACAGCGCAGCAUCGCCUACCGGAGACAGACCCGCGUGCAGUCAGCGGUCUCCAAACUCACUCACGAGCGCAUCAUCAAUAGACAGCAGCACGUCGCAGGUACGAAUGGAUGUUGUUAUAAUUUUUUUUUUUUUUUUUUUAAAGGUUCAUGGAAUUGCAUUGGAGGAUUAUUUGGAAAUGUUCAUUAUGUUUGUGUUGCAUUGAGUUUGUGGCAAGAUCAAUCAUUUAUAUAUUUUUUUAUUGCAUAUUAAUUCAGAGUGAUUCUGAAUCUACAGCCUAUAAGCCUACUGGACCGUGAACCGCUCGUGAUAGAAAAUAUGUAGCUCCGUUACUGCGACACACAGCCUAUCCAGAUGUUUACGGCAUGUUGAAAAAGCCCUUAUUGAGUAGGUACCCAUAUAGGCCUUACCUACAUGCCACGGUCAGACUGUUGGCUGAUCACCUUCAAAUUCCUGACAUUACUCGAGUGGUAUAGGAGGCGAUGUUUACCAAAUGAUAAUUGAAGACUUGAUUGCUGCCGUCACGCCAAUAGAUGAUGAGGAUGGUGAUCAUGAUGAAGACGGUGAUGACGAUGAUUGGUGAUGACGAUGAUUGGUUUAGCUAUUAUUGGCAACAUGAGAUGGACUGUCGUUUAUUACUGUCGUUUAUUACAGUAGUGUUACUGUGAUCAGGGCACUCUUGUGAAUGAAACCCUGGCCUCAAUGGGUUUACCCUGAAUAAUAAAAUAAAAUAAAAAUUGCGUGACAUCAAACCCUAAUUAUAAACGUUGUAAAUUAGUACAGAAUUAGCUAUAGAUACACCAUCAAUUGUGCUAUAAAUGUCACGCCAAUAACCAAAUCAUUGAUGCACAUCACGCCGUUUUUGGAAAGGUCAACCAUGCAUGUCAUCGGAGUCUAUUAGAUUCAAUCAAUUCAACAUUCCUUGUGUUGUUUUUGCAGAAUGUCUCCGGUGACACAGACUAUCCACGGCGGUCUCCCUUUGUUCCUACAGUGACCGCAAUCUCAGCCUUCUCGGAUCUGCAGUGGAUGGUCCAACCGACCACCGUCAUCUCAGCAUCAGUCUCCCCCUCCUCCUCCCCAUCUGCCUCCCCCUCCAGCCGCGCAAAGCCAACAAGAGCUCGUGGCGCAACCCAGUCGUCUUCCAGAGCUGGAGGGAGCAAGGAACAAUCCACCUGCAAGAAAGGGAAAAAACAGGUAAGCUGUGUUAUAUAUCAUGGACAAUUUCGAUACAAUUUCAACUAAUCAGUCCUGAAUGGUCUAAUGUGCGUGCGUGCACGUGACUGGACAGACUGUGCCUAAUGGUGCAGCAUUCUUAUGCACAUAUUAAGUGUUCUAUAGGUCUGGUAUUGAACUUGUUACCCACUCAAUAUGUAGCUUAGCCAAGGAAAGUCUACAGUCGGCAACCCUGAUAUAUUUUCUGACGCUGCAUUAAAGGAUGUAUAGGCUAUUUUAGGGCUACCCUUUGCCAAAUAUUGAAUUAGCCUUAAAGGGCCAAGUGACGCAAUGGCAAGAUUCCUUAUGCAUUUAGAGGGUUCUCUUUUGUUGUGACUGGUCCAGGCUACAUCAGAAGAGGAUGAGAGGAGGAAGAUCAGGAGAGAGAGGAAUAAAGUCGCCGCAGCCAAGUGUCGCAACAGACGGCGGGAGCUCACCGACACCCUGCAAGCCGUAAGUGCACCUUGUUCUCAUGUGAAAGACGACUGUCAUGUCCUUGUGGAGAUGCUUAGCAGAAUGGAUUUCACCCCAAGUGAUUGAGGCUCUCCAUACGUCUUAAUAGACCAUGUAUCUUCUUUUAAUUGUCAUUUCAUAAACAUGGUAAUUGAUUGAUGUGUGGUUCUCUCCUUAUAGGAAACUGAUCAACUUGAAGAGGACAAAGAGGCCUUGGAGACAGAGAUAGCCCACCUCCUGAAAGAGAAAGAGAGUCUGGAACAGAUCCUAUCCGCCCACCGGCCAGCCUGCAAACUAGCCGCCGCUGAGGACAACGUGGAAGAAGACAUUGAUGAUGACAUCGACGAUGACAUUGACCGCAUGCUCCAGGACCCUCCGGAUUCCCCCCAGCUGCUCUCCAUCUUGGAGAACGCAGACAAACUCCAACUCCCAGAGGGAAAUGCAGCACUAGUGACUGUGUCCGACACUCCCUCGUUUCAGGAGAUGGAAACUGUUGUGGUCCCCUCAAGCAUCUCCAUCUCUGCAUCGGCCAUCUUGGGUAACUCCAACAUCCUGCUGUGCUCCAGCGCUGAGGAAGAUCCCAUGGAGGACCUAGAUUUCGACCAGGAUGACCUAGACGACCUGGUCCCCAGCCUGGAACUCAACAUGGCUGUGGCCCCCGAGACUGCCCCAUCUGUACCCGACAUCGACCUCCUCGGGGGCCCCUUCUGCCUCUCAGACUGGGAGACCCUGUACAAGUCGGUGGCCAACAGUCUGGAGCCCCUCUGCACCCCCAUGAUGAUGACUUUCCAGUUACAGGCCUACCUGUAG
Messenger RNA from Coregonus sp. 'balchen', 2771 nucleotides. The record is from the annotation of a GenBank genome assembly. Lineage: Eukaryota; Metazoa; Chordata; Actinopteri; Salmoniformes; Salmonidae.